GCAGAGGCGGGGCCGGCGGCAGUGGCGGCGGCUGCUGGACGGGUGGCUGUCUGCUAGGCCUAGAGCCAUGCACACACUUGUGUUCCUGAGCACACGGCAGGUGCUCCAGUGCCAGCCAGCUGCCUGCAAGGCCCUGCCCCUGCUGCCACGCGAGCUCUUUCCCCUGCUGUUCAAGGUGGCCUUCAUGGACAAGAAGACGGUUGUACUCCGUGAGCUAGUACACACAUGGCCCUUCCCACUGCUCAGCUUCCAGCAGCUGCUGCAAGAGUGUGCCCACUGCAGCCGGGCCCUCCUGCAGGAGCGGCCCAGCACUGAGAGCGUGCAGGCCGUGAUCCUGGGGCUGACUGCUCGGCUCCAUACCCCAGAGGCUGGGGCUGGUGCACAACCCCUCUGCAGGAAGCAUGUGCUGCGGGUGCUGGACAUGACAGGCCUCCUGGACGACGGUGUGGAGCAGGACCCUGGCACCAUGAGCAUGUGGGAUUGCACAGCAGCUGUGGCCCGCACAUGCAUUGCCCAGCAGCAGGGUGGGGCUGUAGAGCCUGGGCUGGCCCCUGUCCCUGUGGAAGUGCGUGUGGACCUGCGGGUGAACCGGGCCUCCUAUGCAUUCCUGCGGGAGGCACUCCGAAGCAGUGUGGGCAGCCCACUGAGGCUCUGCUGCCGGGACUUGCGGGCUGAGGAUCUGCCCAUGCGCAACACUGUGGCCCUGUUGCAGCUCCUAGACGCAGGCUGCCUGCGCCGUGUAGACCUGCGCUUUAACAACUUGGGCUUGCGUGGCCUGUCUGUUAUCAUCCCACAUGUGGCCCGCUUUCAGCACCUGGCCAGCCUGCGGCUGCACUAUGUGCAUGGGGACUCAAGGCAACCCUCUGUGGAUGGUGAGGACAACUUCCGCUACUUCUUGGCCCAGAUGGGCCGCUUCACUUGUCUGCGGGAGCUCAGCAUGGGCUCCUCUCUCCUUUCAGGGAGGCUGGACCAGCUGCUCAGCACCCUGCAGAGCCCCUUGGAGAGCCUGGAGCUGGCCUUCUGUGCUCUGCUGCCUGAGGACCUGCGCUUCCUGGCAAGGAGCCCUCAUGCUGCCCACCUCAAGAAGUUGGACCUGAGUGGUAAUGAUCUCUCCGGUAGCCAGCUGGCACCCUUUCAGGGUUUGUUGCAGGCAGCGGCAGCCACACUGCUGCACCUUGAGCUGACUGAAUGCCAGCUUGCUGAUACUCAGCUGUUGGCCAUACUACCUAUCCUGACUCACUGUGCCAGUCUCCGCUACCUCGGUCUCUAUGGCAACCCACUGUCCAUGGUGGGCCUUAAGGAGCUACUGAGGGACUCAGCAGUGCAGGCUGAGCUGCGUACUGUGGUGCACCCCUUCCCUGUGGACUGCUAUGAAGGCCUGCCCUGGCCACCGCCUGCCUCUGUCCUGCUGGAGGCUUCCAUCAAUGAGGAGAAGUUUGCCCGUGUAGAAGCUGAGCUACACCAACUGCUGCUGGCCUCAGGCCGCGCCCAUGUGCUGUGGACCACGGACAUCUAUGGGCGACUGGCUGCUGACUACUUCAGCCUAUGAUUGCAAGACUCUGGGUGAGACAUAGGCCAUCUUGCAGUCUCUUUGGGUAGGCAGUGCUUUUGCUAGGACCCUGCUGGAGGCCUGACACAAAAACACUGGUUUCCAGUUUCCUGCGCGGUCUGCCUUGCUCCUGGACACACCUUGAGCCCCCCACCCCCUUUCUGCAGUGCCCUGUGCGAUUUGCCCCACACCUUCCCCCUAACUGGUUGACUAUCUGUGGGCCUCAGGGCUGGACUUCAAGCCUGCACUGCACUGCUCAGUUUGGCUGCCCUCCGGGGUCCUGGCUGUAUCUCCUAAUAUUUUAGGAUCCCAGCUGUGAGCUGUGAGAGACAGGGAUCUCUGGGUCCCUCCCCCAUUCCCUUACAGAGAGCCCAGUGCUCUGAGGUUGAAGGACGUGCCUGCUUCAGGGAGGCUUGGGUCCCUUUGCACUCUGGGGCCUUUUACAUGUGUCCUGCCUAGCACCCAGCCACCCCAUUGGGCUGAGCUCUGGCACUGGAGGGUGUCAUCAAGGUACAAACGUGCAGUAUGUCUGGAACUUGAA
Molecule: messenger RNA, 2090 nt
Organism: Carlito syrichta (Philippine tarsier)
Lineage: Eukaryota; Metazoa; Chordata; Mammalia; Primates; Tarsiidae
Gene: LRRC14
Product: leucine rich repeat containing 14
Exons: 4
Coding region: 68-1549 (493 amino acids)
Cellular component (GO): cytoplasm
Molecular function (GO): kinase binding
Source: RefSeq, a predicted model, not a curated record